Adineta steineri is the source of this 1233-nucleotide messenger RNA. NCBI's taxonomy places the organism in Eukaryota, Metazoa, Rotifera, Eurotatoria, Adinetida, Adinetidae. The record is from the annotation of a GenBank genome assembly.
AUGAUGAAUAAUGACCUUGACAUUCCAUCAGAUUUUAAAAAUGAUGCCGUUCUUUAUAUUGAUAACACAAAAGAAAAUAGCCUUACACAACUUAUAACAAAAGCUCAACAACAAGGUUUUAAUUGUCUUGAUCUUUCAAAAAGAAAUAUCGAUGAAUUUCCUUCUCAAAUUCUUGAAUUUACAUCAUUGCAAUAUUUAUAUUUAGAAGGUAAUCAAUUAACUCAAUUACCUACUGAUCUAUUUAUUCGAUUACCAAAUUUAAAAUGGCUUGAUCUACGUAAUAAUCAAUUAACUUCAAUACCACAUCAAGGUCUUGCUAAACAUUCAUCUCUUCAAUAUUUAUUAUUAAGUGGUAAUCUUCUUCAAAAAUUACCAUUUGAACUUGGUAAAGUUAAAACUUUAUCAGCAUUAAAUCUUGAUGGAAAUCCAUUACAUCAUCCACCAAUUGAAAUAAUUCAACAAGGUAUUAAAGCUAUUCAACAAUAUCUACGUGAUAAACUUAAUUCCGAUAAUGAAGCAUUAUUAUCGGAUGAUGAUGAUGAUGAUAAUCAACAACGAACACCAAAACUUUCUUCUCGAAAAUCUAAUUUUAAAACAGACAAUAAUGAAAUAGACGAUUCAGAUUUAUCACCACUUCGUGUUCAAUCAUGUAAACAAUAUGAAAGAACAUGUUAUUCAUCAAGACAUUCAUCAUCACCAAGUCGAUCACAAUCAUAUUCUGGAACAAAUUCAUCUCAAGUAAUACGAAAAACAAUACCAAAAAAAUAUAAUGAUUUAAAACGAAAUGUUUAUACAACUCAAGAACAACCACUUGAAUAUAAUAGAAAAAGUUAUAAAGACAGACAACAAUUACAUCCGAGAAAUUUUAUUAAAAGCAAAGAAAAACCAGUUGUAGAAACGCCAUUACUUAUUCAUCGUCGUUACACACGAUUGAUAAGUAAAGAUCAAUUAGAAUUUAUUAAAAAUCUUUCAUCAGAUUAUAUCGGACAACAAGAUGAAAUAAGGCGAAAACAUGAUCGACAAAAUCAUGAUCAUAUUCGUCAAAUAACUGAUACAAUGCUCAAACGUCGUUUAGAAGAACGAGGAAAUCUAUUGGAAGAAAGACGUCAUGUUAAAUGUGAAAUUCAAGAAUUACAUAGACUUGUAUCUGCUGGUAAACAACAUCGACCACCUCAAGUAGUUAUUCGUCCUAAGACAUCGACCGGUGAAAUAAAAUCUAGUAAAAAACUGUGA